Messenger RNA from Patella vulgata (common limpet), 4462 nucleotides. Its product is annotated as BTB/POZ domain-containing protein KCTD3. NCBI's taxonomy places the organism in Eukaryota, Metazoa, Mollusca, Gastropoda, Patellidae. Gene Ontology annotation, molecular function: protein binding. The record is from RefSeq and is a predicted model, not a curated record. Gene Ontology annotation, biological process: protein homooligomerization. The coding region runs from base 181 to 2289 and encodes 702 amino acids. The transcript is spliced from 20 exons.
AACAGGUGAACCCGUAAAGAAGCUAAAAAUAGAAGAUUGUGAAGAUUGAAUAAAAAGGAACGGAUCGGUUUAUGUCGAUAAAUAUAGAUCAAAAAGCCACCGUUUGCAGGUGUUAAAAGCUUAUAAAAUAGCAAUGACCACCUUGAUCUAAAAGAUUAGGCCUAAGUGAGGCCCAUCAUCAUGGCAGGAGAAAUUAUCCACUUAAAUGUUGGAGGAACAAGAUUCUCCACGUCAAGACAAACUCUAACAUGGAUACCAGAUUCAUUUUUUACAAGUAUGCUGAGUGGAAGAAUUUCGUCUCUACGAGAUGAGACCGGUGCAAUAUUUAUUGACAGAGAUCCCAAAUUAUUUGCUGUUAUUUUAAACUUUCUUAGAACUAAAGAAGUAGAAUUAAAAAAUUUAAAUUUAUCUCCUUUACGACACGAGGCAGAAUUUUAUGGUAUUACUCCACUAGUUCGGCGUCUGGUUUUAUGUGAAGAUUUAGACGACGCUUCGUGUGGCGAUGUUCUAUUCCAUGGUUAUUUACAACCUCCGUGUCCUCCAUUACCGGAAGGAUUGGAUAAACAGCGAUCAACAUCUACAACUAGUUUAGAUGUAACAGACGUAGUUCGUGUUGUUGGUGGAUCCGUUGUUAGAGUUAGUGAAACUGCUGCUGUUGCCACUGCUUCUAGAUCACAUUCCAGAAACUCGUCGUUAGAUAGUAGAAUGUGUCACUCCCGUCAAGGUUCUCAUGACCUUCGUACUAGAGGUCAUUCACGCAAUUCAUCAGCUGAUCUUCGUCAUUCUCGUACAUCAUCACAAGAUUUUAGUCGUCUAAAGAUGUUUGAUUGUGGCAGUAGUUCCACCACUGUUAUUGUUGAACCAUUACGUGUUACUAUGGUGAGGGGUCAUCAUAACUGGAUUUGUGUUGCGUAUCUUCACUUUGUCUGCUGUUUCAGAAUGAAAGAUUCCACUGGAUGGCAUCUGAUCUGGGUCAGUCCAUAUAUGGAAAUACAGGUAGAGAGAAUAGCCAUCAAUGCCAAAGUUUUAAACCCAAAUCAAGAUCAUUCUAAUAAAAUGGUGGCAGCAUCGUUUGAUAGUAUGAUUAGAUUGUGGAAUAUCAAUGAUGAUGGCGACUCGAGAGAAAUAGGAGUAUUUAAUCUGAAUGUAUCCGUAGAUUCAUUAUUUUUUAUUGGAAGUCAGUUGGUAGCUCUAAGUCAAACGGGAAAAGUUGGUGUCUGGCAUUCAAUGACACAACAUUGGCAGAUACAAGAUGUAGUCCCUAUAACAAGUUAUGAUACAGCUGGUUCAUUUCUUCUACUAGGUUGUAAUAAUGGUUCUAUUUAUUAUAUUGAUAUGCAAAAGUUUCCAUUAAGAAUGAAGGAUAAUGAUUUAUUAGUAACAGAAUUAUACAAAGAUCCGUCUAAUGAUAUGGUAACAGCUCUUAGUGUUUAUCUUACCCCUAAAACAAGUUUAAGUGGUAAUUGGAUAGAGAUAGCGUACGGCACCAGUUCCGGUACAGUUCGUGUUAUAGUUCAACAUCCAGAAACUGUCGGACAUGGUCCACAACUCUUCCAAACAUUUACAGUUCAUCGUAGUCCCGUUACCAAGGUGAUGUUAUCAGAAAAACAUCUUGUGUCUGUUUGUUCCGAAUACAAUCAUGUCAGAACAUGGAGUGUGACGAGGUUUCGUGGAAUGAUUUCAACGCAGCCAGGAUCAACACCACUAGCUUCCUUUAAAGUUGUCUCCCUUGAAGAUCUGGAUCCACAAGCCAGCUAUACUGCAGGCAAUGAUUUUGGUCCAUUUGGUGAACAAGAUGAUCAGCAAGUAUUCGUACAGAAAGUUGUACCAGAAACAGAUCAACUUUUUAUACGAUUUUCUUCCUCGGGUCAAAGGGUUUGUGUUAUAAAGUCAGUUGAUUCCAGUACUAUCAGUGCUUUCUGUGUACACGAAUGUGAGGGUUCAAAUAGAAUGGGUUCACGACCUAGAAGAUAUUUAUUUACUGGACAUACUAAUGGUAGCAUACAGAUGUGGGAUUUAACGACUGCUAUGGAUCAGCUGAACAAGGAACAAAAAUUGAGCCCCGGUGGACCAACUCCCACAGAACUUGUCCAUCUUCUGGAUCAAUGUGAUCUUAGUUCCUCUCGUUCUUCCACGCCCUGUCUAAGUCCUGCACCGUCAUUGGUUGGAGGUCUACCCUACACACAGUUCUACAACAAGCUGCGUACCUGUCAUUUAGCCUCACAAAAUGUAAAUUCCGCAGCACAAGACCCUGGAGAAGACAGUGAUGUUCAGGUUACUGGAUUUUAGAAACUACAUACACAUGAAAUAAGGCUAGUCAGUUUCGGGAACGACCGGGUGAUACAGAGGGAGCAUGCAACACUCCAACAACCAAUGAAAAGAGUAGUUAUUGGGUUUAAACAGUAUCGUCCAAUCAUCUGUGAUGUAACAUUUUGUAUUUAAACAAUUUCCAUAUUUCACGUUUUCAUCUUUCCCAUUAUGUAUGAUAAUAUUUCAUUUUUGUUUUCACAAUUAUUAUCAAAGUGACCCAGACACCUUUAUGGUUUUUUUUUGUUGUUUUUUUUUUCUUGCUUUAACUUUUAAUUUACAGUGUUGUAAAACAAGAAAUUAAUUUGACAUGACCUUAUAUUGAAACAUAUUUUAUAGAAUUAUGAAGUAGCUUGGAAUUAAUAGUAUAUACAGAGCCGGGAACAGUAGACCUUGUAAAUAUAUUUAACCAGUUAACUGCGUAGGGCGUUAUAUAAUGUCCUGGACAACUGCCACUCACCGUGUGUAGGACGUAAUAUAACGCCCUGGAGGUAUUUUCCCCAACCUAUUCUUCGAACACGAUCGCAGCAUGUGUAGGACGUUAUAUUCGCCUGGUCAAGGAAAUCUAAUUGAAGGGAGACAACUCUAUUUACCGUUAGUUUUAAUAUGGUAUUAGACCACUAAAAUUUGUAUUCAGGAAGAAAUAGGCCAAAAAAUGACAUUUUUCAUCAAAUUAAUUACUCAAUAGGGGGUAGUUAACGUUUUAAAAACUACGCAGUUAAGGGGUUAAAGAUACAUUAUGGGAGAUUAGAUAAAAAGCUGACAGUUCUCGCUAUAAUAGUUAGAAACUGAAAAUUUCAGUCAAAUUGAUCCACUAUGAACUGAGAUAUUAACGAUUGAAUUUUGGGCCUAGCCUCGAUCUUCAUUACUGAAGUCGGUACGAUAAAAAACAUAGUCUUGAUUAUCCAUUUCUUGAUUUAAUCAUGAAUGAGAAUUGAUUGAACAGCAGAUCAGAUCCUAAUCCGAUAAAUAUCGCAGGCUAGUGAUGACAUCAUUGAGUUGAUUAUGGUCUGGAUAAGUUAAUUAAUGUCCAAUUAAUAAUUUAGAUAACAUUUCAGGCCUAAAGAAAGACCUGCAAUAGGCAGAUUUAGCUUCUGAAUAAUGUAUAUUUAAUUAACUGACUGGUGAAUUAGACAAGUUUUUAUGUAACAAUUGUAAGUUUUUAAUACCACAUUAAAUGUUAUCAUGUUGUCAAGUUGUGUUCACGAUUAUCACAAUCUGUAACUAACCAAUACAGGAUUACAGCUUUAUAUAUUGUUAUUUAUAUAUAAAUAUUGUAGGGUUUAUUGUACAAUUUAUAUAUAAAUAUUGUACAGUAUAUUGUAUAUUGCACAGUUUAUAUAUAACUAUUGUAGUGUUUAUUGUAUAUUCUAAAGUGUAUAUAUUAUUUAUAUGCUGGUGUUAUUUGUCUAUCUAUGAAAGAUGAUAUUAUAGGCAAUAACUAUCUAUUAUAGCAAUUAUCCCAGUGGUGGGUGUUCUAGUUGUUGUUAGAUUAGCAAUUAUCCCAUUGGUGGCUGUUCUAGUUGUUGUUAGGUCAACAAUUAUCCUAAUGUCAGUCGUUCGGGUGACAAUUAUCACAGUGGUGGCUGUUCUAGUUGUUAGAUUAACAAUUAUCUUAGUGGCAGUUGUCCGGCUUCCAAAUGAUGUAGCAGCAGUUGUCUGGAUUGUAAAUGUCCAGGAGGCAGUUGUCUGGUUGGAAGUUGUUCUAGUUGCAGUUGUCUGGGUGACAGUUGUUUGUAUACAUGUAUACUACAGAUGAUAUUUUAUUUAUAUGAGGAGCCUAGUCUGUUGUUAGUCCCGUAAAUGACCUAGUUUGCGUAUGUCUCUCUCUGUCAGUUACUAAGUUUAUAUAACAAGCACUUGAUGGAAAGAGGGAAAUAGGGUUUAAGGUCUACUCUACUAAUAUUCAAUAAUUCGCUUGUGCAAUAUGGUACAUUAGCUGUGGGACAAAACCCAACGAGGUUGGACAGGCAAGGUGAGAAACAAACUUGUCUAUCUACCAGUUAGGAUUGUUGGUAGUUAUAUUAUUUUAUAUUAUGAAAGAUAAGUAAUAAUUAUGUUAUAAAAGCUGGUCUUGUCUAUUAUAAUAAAUGGUUUUUUUAUGAUAUUGUAUUGAUAAUGUUGUGAUUUAAAAGUAUAUUGUUAUAUAUUCUAA